Molecule: messenger RNA, 1522 nt
Organism: Lycium ferocissimum
Lineage: Eukaryota; Viridiplantae; Streptophyta; Magnoliopsida; Solanales; Solanaceae
Product: putative F-box protein At5g60060
Exons: 1
Coding region: 18-1433 (471 amino acids)
Molecular function (GO): protein binding
Source: RefSeq, a predicted model, not a curated record
CCUAACGCCGAGAGCAGAUGAGUAUGGUUAGUGGAACUCUGAUCCCGUGGUCCGAUCUUCCCAAAGAACUUGUCAAGAGGAUCAGCAAAGGCCUCGACACCUAUAUUGACGUCCUUCGCCUUCGUGCAGUCUGCACAACAUGGCGUUCCUCAAUUCCUCCUUUCAAGAACUCUCCUUCUUUACCUCUUAAACUACAAGUCCCAAUCCUCCCUGAAUACACGUCCCCUUAUGGACGCAACCCUGAUUUUUAUCUAAUCGAAAGCACUGUUUAUCUUUUCCAACCCCUUGAUGAUGGCGGCACUUCCGUUAAUAAUAAUCCUUCGUCUUCCAGAGGCUGGUUGGUGAAGAUUAUGCAAACAGUAGAUGGAAAAUUGCGCCUUGUCAAUCCACUAAACCACAAAACAAUCCAGGUUUUGCCGGAGGAUGUGCCUAAUAAGGUAUUGAAUUUACUAGACUUCCGCGUUUUUCAAGUUUGUAAAUCUUAUCAUGUCCAAUACGUCGAUCGCUCGAGACCUUGUUUCGAUGAGGAUCACGAUGUAGGGCAUCUUGUUAGUAAAAUUUUGCUAAUGUCUACCAACUAUGCCUGUAGUAGCACUAGGGCCAAUCAUUAUUUUUCUCUAAUGGCAAUUCAUAGUUGGGGUCAGUUAUGUUACUUUAAAUCGGGGGACGAGAAGUGGACUAAGUUAAAAGAUAGGAGUUGCGAGAUUGACGAUAUCAUUGUGUAUAAGGGGGAUUUUUGUGCUGUUAAUCGAUAUGGCGAGACCACAAAAUUUGAUUCCUUGCUUAAUGAGACCAAGGUAGCUUCCAGGUUACAUAACACUGGGGGUAAGAAGUACCGACUUGUGGAAUCAAGUGGCCAAUUGUUUCUGGUUGACAUGUCUUCUUGGUUGGAUACCAUUAAUGAAAUUAAAUUGUACCGGCUAGAUGAACAACAACAUGAGUGGACUAUAGUGCAUACAUUGGGUGAUCGGAUUUUCUUCGCUGGUGAUGACUGUUGUUUCUCUGUUUCUGCAAAAGACUUUGGUGACUGCAGAGGGAAUUGUAUUUAUUACACAGCGGGAGGUAUACAUAUGGACAUCUUGAAGGAGGAUGGUGAUUGUGACCGUCGCGGUGGUUGGUAUAGCGCAUUUAGUCGUGGCCAUGGUCCAUCUUUUGUCCCUUCUGGGAUUACUUUUGGGCAUCCUGUGAUUAGCAGCAAUGCUGAUGACAAGAACGAGGGUGGUAGCAAAUCAGGUGGUCUUAGUGAGGAACUGGUACAUAAAUAUAAAGGAUUACAUGGUCAUAGCGCGGGUGUGUUUAACAUAGAAGAUGGUAAGCUUGGAUCAUUGUUAUCCUUCCUUGAAUAUGCAGAUAUUUUCUGGCCACCACCAUCUUGGCUUAAUCGUCAGGAUCAGGAAAUCAAGACUAAUAAACAGGAAGUUGCUGAGUCGUGAUCAUUUUAUUUACAUGAAAAUAUGCGUAUCCUAGACUAAUUAUCUUUCUUCCUUAUCUUUGUCGUUUCGCCUUUGCGUUUGAUUUCAAA